UCCUGCAACACUUGCAUAUUUACGCAAACUCCACGCUGGUCAGCUCUAACUUGCCCUGGCACCUGAAAGCUGAUCUAGUCACACUGUAAAGAAAUGACUGAUUGGUGCGCGCAUUAGCAAGACCUUACUGCGGAGUUGGAUAUCUGAUAUUUGACGGUUUUUGACAGUUCAUACUGAUCUAGGGGAGGAACCACCAUGCCAGGGUCUGUGAAGCUACGCAGCAUCAAAAAGUUUGGACAUGAGAAUGAUGCCUAUGACUUUUCAAAUGAAGAGCAAAAUGCAGAUUACAUGACGGUUGCAUCUUCUAAAAGCGAUAAGAAGUCCAAAAAAGACAAGAAGAAGGAUGAACCUACUAUCCGAGUUGGGUUCUUUCAGCUGUUUCGGUUUGCUACCUGGAGGGAGGUGUGUAUGAUGAUCUUCGGCUCUGUGUGUGCCAUGCUGCACGGUUCAGCACAGCCGCUGAUGCUGCUUGUUUUCGGCAUGUUGACGGACACAUUCAUUGAGUACGACAUUGAGCUGAACGAGCUCAGAGACCCAGAGAAACACUGCUUCAAUAAUACCAUCCAAUGGCGGAACCUCAGUGUUGAGCUGAACCUGGAGCUCAACAUGACCAGAUCGUGCGGGCUUUUAGAUAUAGAAUAUGAGAUGACCAAUUUUGCCUACUACUAUGUCGGCAUUGGAAGUGCAGUCUUCAUCCUAGGAUACUUACAAAUCUCCAUGUGGGUGUCGAGCGCUGCUCGACAAAUUCAGAUCAUCCGCAAACUGUACUUCAGCAAAGUCAUGAGGAUGGAGAUCGGCUGGUUCGACUGCAACUCUGUGGGAGAGCUCAAUACACGCAUGUCUGAUGACAUAAACAAGAUAAAUGAUGCCAUAGCCGACCAAGUCAGCAUCUUCAUUCAACGCUUCACCACCUUCCUCUGUGGCUUCCUCAUGGGCUUUGCAAGGGGCUGGAAGCUGACGCUGGUCAUCAUCUCUGUGUCUCCCCUCAUUGGAGUAGGAGCUGCUCUUAUGGCUUUGUUUGUGGCUAAGCUGACGGGGCGCGAGCUGCAGGCGUACGCUAAAGCAGGUGCUGUAGCAGAUGAGGUCCUGUCCUCUAUCCGAACUGUGGCAGCUUUUGGAGGAGAAAAAAAAGAAGUGGAGAGGUAUGACAAUAAUCUGAUCUCUGCUCAGCGCUGGGGCAUUAGGAAAGGUCUAAUCAUGGGAUUCUUCACCGGCUACUUGUGGUUCAUUAUAUUCCUUUGUUAUGCACUGGCCUUUUGGUAUGGCUCCAGUUUAGUGAUAGACACGGAGGAGUACACCCCUGGAACGCUGCUUCAGGUGUUUUUUGGGGUGCUUAUUGCAGCUUUGAACCUGGGGCAGGCAUCCCCCUGUCUGGAGGCCUUCGCUUCAGGCCGAGGCGCAGCCACCACCAUCUUUGAGACCAUUGAUCGUGAGCCUGAGAUAGACUGCCUAUCUGAGGCUGGCUACAAGCUGGACAGAGUGAAGGGCGAUUUGGAAUUUCACAACGUGACCUUCUACUAUCCUUCGAGACCUGAAGUCAAGAUCCUGGAUCAGCUGAGCCUGCAGGUGAAGUCUGGGGAGACCACAGCAUUUGUGGGGCCAAGCGGAGCAGGGAAAAGCACAGCUGUACAGCUUAUCCAGCGCUUCUAUGAUCCCAAAGAGGGCAUGGUCACUCUGGAUGGUCAUGAUAUCCGAGGUCUGAAUAUUCAGUGGCUCCGUUCACUCAUCGGCAUUGUAGAGCAGGAGCCAGUUCUAUUUGCCACCACUAUUGCUGAGAAUAUUCGCUACGGACGUCCCGGGGUGUCUCAUGAAGACAUCGUCAAAGCUGCCAAAGAGGCAAACGCCUACAAUUUUAUCAUGGAUUUACCACAGAAAUUUGACACAAUGGUUGGUGAGGGUGGUGGGCAGAUGAGUGGUGGUCAGAAGCAGCGAAUUGCAAUUGCACGAGCGUUGGUGAGGAAUCCAAGGAUCCUUUUGCUGGACAUGGCUACCUCUGCACUAGACAAUGAAAGUGAAGCUGUUGUACAGGAGGCCCUAGACAAGGUCCGAUUGGGUCGCACUACAAUUUCCAUUGCCCACCGUUUGUCAACGAUAAAGAAUGCUGACAUUAUUGUGGGAUUUGAGCACGGGCGAGCCGUGGAGAGAGGAAAACACAAUGAGUUGCUGGACAGAAAGGGCGUUUACUUUACCUUAGUGACCCUACAGAGCCAGGGAGACAAAGCCCUCAACCAGAAAGCCCAACAGAUGGCAGAGGGUGCUGGUACAGAUCCUGAUUCACAGAAGAGUCUUUCACGAGCAGGAAGCUAUCGGGCAAGCCUCAGGGCCUCCAUUCGUCAAAGAUCUCGAUCACAAUUGUCCAAUGUUAUCCCAGAGUCCUCGGUACCAAUAGCAGGAGAACUGGGUCCAAGGUCAUAUGCUGAAUCCUACAUUUCCCAGGAGACCAAAGGAAAGAGUGUGCUUCCUGAAGAUGAGGAAGAAGUGGUGGAACCGGCUCCUGUUACUCGUAUUCUCAAGUACAAUGCUCCUGAAUGGCCUUACAUGGUUUUCGGUUCUUUCGGAGCAGCUGUAAACGGUGGAGUCAAUCCGGUGUACUCGCUACUUUUCAGCCAGAUCCUGGCGACAUUCUCCAUGUCUGACCCUGUUGCCCAGAGGAGAGAAAUCAAUGGAAUUUGCCUGUUCUUCGUCAUUGUUGGACUGAUCACAUUUUUCACACAAAUGAUUCAGGGUUAUUCGUUUUCUAAGUCUGGGGAGUUGCUGACCCGCAGACUGAGACGUGUAGGUUUCCAGGCAAUGUUAGGCCAGGAGAUUGGCUGGUUUGAUGACCACAGGAACAGCCCUGGUGCUCUGGCCACAAGAUUGGCCACAGAUGCUUCACAAGUGCAGGGAGCCACAGGAUCACAGAUCGGAAUGAUUGUGAACUCUCUGGCUAAUAUUGGCGUGGCCAUCAUUAUCUCCUUCUACUUUAGCUGGAAGCUCACCCUUGUCAUCAUAUGCUUCCUGCCCUUCCUUGCUCUUUCCGGGGGGUUACAGGCCAAGAUGCUAACAGGCUUUGCAAAGCAAGACAAACAAGCUAUGGAAGCAGCUGGACAGAUUUCUGGUGAGGCGCUCAGCAACAUUCGCACUGUCGCUGGGCUGGGCAAGGAGCGCAAGUUUGUGGAGAUGUAUGAGGCUCAGCUGGAGGCACCGUAUCGUGCUGCAAUGAAGAAGGCAAAUGUAUACGGUGCCUGUUACGGAUUUGCUCAGUGUGUGGUCUUCAUGGCAAACUCUGCAUCCUAUCGGUUUGGUGGAUACUUGGUCCGCCACGAGGGCCUUCAUUUCAGCCUGGUUUUCAGGGUAAUUUCUGCCAUUGUGACCAGUGGAACAGCCCUGGGAAGAGCCUCGUCAUAUACACCAGACUACGCCAAAGCAAAGAUCUCUGCAGCUCGGUUCUUCCAGCUGCUCGACCGUGUUCCUAAAAUCUGUGUCUACAGUGACAAAGGAGACAAAUGGGCUGAUUUUAAAGGAAAUAUUGAGUUUAUGGACUGCAAGUUCACCUACCCAAGCCGGCCAGAUAUCCAGGUAUUAAAUGGGCUUUGUGUGAGUGUGAAGCCUGGUCAGACCCUCGCCUUUGUGGGCAGCAGCGGCUGUGGCAAAAGUACUAGUGUCCAGUUACUCGAGAGAUUUUAUGACCCAGAUUCUGGAAAGGUGCGAAUUGAUGGACGUGAAUCCACUCGUAUCAAUGUUCCAUUCCUACGGUCCAAGAUAGGGAUUGUUUCCCAAGAGCCCAUUCUGUUUGACUGCAGCAUUGCAGAGAACAUCCGUUAUGGAGACAACCAAAGGGUGCUCAGCAUGGAUGAUGUCAUCUCUGCAGCCAAGAAGGCUCAACUCCAUGAUUUUGUCAUGUCUCUUCCUGAGAAGUAUGACACUUAUGUGGGCUCCCAAGGUUCACAGCUGUCUCGUGGUCAAAAGCAGCGCAUCGCUAUUGCCCGGGCCAUAAUACGGGACCCCAAAAUCCUCCUGCUGGACGAGGCUACGUCAGCACUGGACACAGAGAGUGAGAAAACUGUACAGGAAGCUUUGGAUAAAGCGAGGGAAGGCCGAACCUGCAUCGUCAUUGCCCAUCGCCUCUCCACCAUCCAGAACUCUGACAUCAUAGCGGUGAUGUCACGAGGUUAUGUGAUCGAGAAAGGCACACAUGAUCAUCUCAUGUCUUUGAUGGGAGCUUAUUAUAAGCUGGUCACGACUGGAGCACCAAUCAGCUAACUGUGUGCUACUGAACCAACCAGUGUCUAAUGAGAUCCAAAUGGUUUAUGUAAAUUAUAAACAGGAAAAUUGAGGAAACUAAUUUCUGGUCUUAAAACCUGCCUGAUGCUAAUGCAACUGAAAGUAUAAAUCCUGUUAAAAAUUCACUUAAUUAUUACUCGAUUUAAGCUGUUUAUUUUUGAUAACACAUUGUACAGUUUGCUGUUAUAGUUUUUAUUUUAACAUAUGUACUCUCUCAGUCUGUCUUGUAAAGUGGUCUGUAUUGUUUUAAACAUAUGUUUGUAUGCAAAAGUUUAAGCAUCUCGAUCAAAUGACAUGUUUUGUUAUUAGAAGUGUAAUUAUGUUAACACAACCUCUACAGAGAACACAUUCUGCACAUCAUAAAGCACAUUUACUGUUUAUUUGCUGAAUUUAACAUGUUGAAAAAAAAUAAAAUGAUGUGGCCUGUGUUUCCAAUACAUUAAUUUCAAUUGAAUUAAUAGAUUAAUUGAUUGUGCAUUAAAAUGUGCACAAAAAUGCCAUAUUUAAGUUCUCAGUAGAGGAUGGGUCACUUAAAAAUUCAACUAAACAUGCAAGUUCAUACUUUUGCAUAUGACUGUGAAACAAUGAAAAUGCAUCUACAAAGAGUACAAUUUUAAUAGAGUGAAAGUGUUAGAUUACAUGUGCUUAUUUUGUUGAAUUGUUAAAAAAAAGACUGAAGUACUGAAGUCCAUCUUUAAUGAGCUCAGGCCCAGAGAAAGCGGCAGUGUUUCUGAAUCCUGUUUAUGUGUUCUUGUUCUUUGCAUGACAGACUUUUAACUUGGAAGUUUUCCUGAGCCCAUGCAAUGAUUUUCACUUCAGAAUCGUGUCUGUUUUUAAUGAGGUGCUGUCUGAGGGCCUAAAGAGAAUGGCCAGCCAAUAUAGAUUUUUCUGAAUCUUUUCAUUCAUCAUUCUUUUCAUUAUAUUAUGUCUGGUAGAUGAUGAAAUAAAUUUCUUUGCUAUUUUAUGUUGAUAAA
Pygocentrus nattereri (red-bellied piranha) is the source of this 5237-nucleotide messenger RNA. It is a transcript of the gene abcb11b, whose product is annotated as ATP-binding cassette, sub-family B (MDR/TAP), member 11b. The transcript is spliced from 28 exons. Gene Ontology annotation, cellular component: membrane. The record is from RefSeq and is a predicted model, not a curated record. Gene Ontology annotation, molecular function: ATP binding; ATP hydrolysis activity; ABC-type transporter activity. Lineage: Eukaryota; Metazoa; Chordata; Actinopteri; Characiformes; Serrasalmidae. The coding region runs from base 196 to 4242 and encodes 1348 amino acids. Gene Ontology annotation, biological process: transmembrane transport.